AAGUCAUUUGACAUGGCAUGUUUCCUGCGUUGUGUCCUCGUGCUCAGGGUUGCGACUCAUGGGAUGUAGUAAAUGGAGAGCUGCGUUCAACUUUGGACACCUGAAGGUGCAGUCCAAGCUGUCCGUGUUCUUUACCAUGAUCAUUCUCUUCACUUACCUCUUUUACUGUCUCAACGGAUACUGUGACUCCCUGCCCAGGCCUGUAUAUGACCAACAAACUCAUCUUCAAAAUAAAAUUAUCUUAAAUGAUGGACAAGAUACGGCAGCGAAGCAGCUCGGUGCGUAUAACGCGUCGCCUGUCUCGUUUGUCCGGGAACAGCUGUCGGAUUUGGAAAUCAGCGAUGUUCCAGCUACUAAUAUAUCUAUAGCGAAUACUUUCGGCAGCAAAAAGUUUCCUCAGGCCAUCAUCAUCGGGGUGAAGAAAGGUGGCACUCGGGCUCUGCUGGAGUUCCUGCGCAUCCAUCCGGACGUGAGAGCAGUCGGAGCAGAGCCGCACUUCUUUGACCGUUUCUAUGAAAAGGGACUGGAGUGGUACAGGAACCUGAUGCCUCGUACACUGGAGGGUCAAAUUACCAUGGAGAAGACUCCCAGUUACUUCAUCACUAAAGAGGCCCCUCGCCGUGUCUUUUCCAUGAGUCGCCACACUAAGCUGAUCGUGGUGGUGCGUGACCCCGUAACCCGGGCUGUUUCUGAUUACACCCAGACUCUGACCAAAUCUCCUGGGCUCCCAUCCUUCCAGAAUCUGGCCUUUCGCAAUGCCACCACAGGCCUCAUUGACACCUCUUGGAGCGCUGUACGCAUUGGCAUCUACGCGAAGCAUCUAGAGAACUGGCUGCGAUACUUUCCGCUCUCGCGGUUCCUCUUUGUCAGCGGCGAACGCUUGGUGACUGACCCAGCAGGCGAGAUGGGCCGGGUCCAGGACUUCCUGGGACUCAAACGUGUAGUAACAGACAAGCACUUCUACUUCAACCAGACCAAAGGUUUCCCCUGCCUAAAGAAGCCAGAGGGGAGCAGCAGGCCGCGCUGCCUGGGGAAGUCAAAGGGCAGGCCCCAUCCCCAGAUCCCCUCUGAGGUCCUGCUUAGGCUCAGAGACUUCUACAGACCCUUCAAUCUCAAGUUCUACCAAAUGACCGGCCACAAUUUUGGCUGGGACUGAACAGCUGCUUACCAAAGCUCUUAAAAGUUGUCAGUAGUGUUCUUGUUCAGCCAACAGCCAAGACCAGACAGGGAUGUUUUAAAGACAUUGUGUGUUACCAAAGCUUUUACUGUGCAAAAAAAUGCUUUUCAUUUCAAUUUCCUAAUCUAUAAAAACUGAAUGCAGGAUCUGCCAACACUCUCGCUGCCUUCCUCCAGGUUUACAGCAGCCAUGCUAAUACAAUUUGUGAAAGCUUCUCAAGAGCCACUUUAGCAAACAAUGCUAAACAAAAAGCUUUUGGCAGGCACAGGUCAUACUACUUCGGUGUGAUGAGGACAUGCCAGAGUGAAAUAUACUGCUCAUUUGUGUAAAGUUGAAACAUCUCGCACUUGGCACCAAAAGUGCAAGAAGUCCAAAAUACGGAACAGAACAACAUCCACAUUGAAAAUAAAACUAGUCAGUUAAACUAAAUGGCAAGAGAGAAACAAACCUUGGCAGCGGGGCAAAGCUAUGAUAAACCAAAUUACAUAUUUGAGCUCUGCUACAAGAAUAACACAAAACAGCAACAAAAAAACAAAAGGUUUUGAAUUAUGCACAAUGAAACAAUCAAAAUAAAUGUAAAUGUGUUAAUCAUUCAAAAUCACAUCAGCAUUGUUCAGUUUACCUCUCAGUAGAUAAUCUAAGAUGUUUAUACAGUAUAUACAGUUAUAGGAAGUACUUUUUUUUCUUCAGUUCUUACAAGAGGUACAAGAAGUGUAAAAAGCUGACUGUGCUGUAAAUUUGCUUUUAUUUAUGUUGCCAGUACAAUUAUAUUUGAAAUGCUCACCACAACUGUAUCUGUGAUUAUUUUCAACUUCAUUUGAUCAACACUCACCUCCACAAAUGGUACUUAACAUGCAACUGUAUAUUUCUAAAAUGCUAAUUUAUAAGUUGACAAGCUAUUGUUGAGAUGUUUUCUCUGAGACUUUUGUAUUUGAAAUUCUGCUGAUAU
Molecule: messenger RNA, 2126 nt
Organism: Scomber japonicus (chub mackerel)
Lineage: Eukaryota; Metazoa; Chordata; Actinopteri; Scombriformes; Scombridae
Product: heparan sulfate glucosamine 3-O-sulfotransferase 6
Exons: 2
Coding region: 59-1156 (365 amino acids)
Molecular function (GO): [heparan sulfate]-glucosamine 3-sulfotransferase activity
Source: RefSeq, a predicted model, not a curated record